Messenger RNA from Entrophospora sp. SA101, 675 nucleotides. The record is from the annotation of a GenBank genome assembly. Lineage: Eukaryota; Fungi; Glomeromycota; Glomeromycetes; Entrophosporales; Entrophosporaceae.
AUGUAUCCACCAUUUACAUUUUAUGACAUUGUAAAAAAUUGUGAUUGUUACCCAUAUCCAAAUGAGUUAGUCAAUGAUUCCGAUAAUAAAUAUAAAAACGUAGUUCCACUUAUUUUUGAAACAACUAAAUUAGGCUUAAUUUUACCAUCAAUAAUACCAACAUUAAAAGAAUAUAACGAUAAACAAAACCCAAAACCUUUCUCAAUUCAGUAUGAUGAUGCAGGUUCUUCAAAUUAUGUAAAAUUUCGACCUCAUUUAAAUACUUUUGAAAAAAGAACUGAAGCUGUUCAAAAACUUUUUGAACAAUGGAGGCAAGAAAAAAAAAUUAAGCGGUUGGAAGGCUGGAGGAAUGAAUUAUAUCCAGUUUAUGGAGACAAUGGCGAAGUUGCGUUUUUAAUUGAACGUAGUGCUUCACCAUUGUUUGGUGUGGUAACAUAUGGAAUACACUUGUCUGCAUAUUUAAAAAUCAAAGAUGACAACAACAAUAAUAAAAUUAAAAUGUGGAUUGCAAAACGAUCCUCAACAAAACAAACAUGGCCAGGUAUGUUGGAUAAUACGGUUGCAGGUGGUUUGCCAUAUAAAAUGUCAUUACAAGAAUGUGUUAUCAAAGAAGCAAUUGAAGAAGCUAGUCUUGAAAGAAACAUUGCAGAAAAAGCUAAACCUUUGUGCUUUUAA